AUGGAUGAUCAUUGUUCAGCUUGUUCACUUCGCGGUGGUCUCCUUCUGUAUCCUCAAUCAUCAUCAUCAUUCAUUCAUGCUACUUGUUCAAUAUAUCAAGCUUAUCAAUCAGUAUCUCAAUCAAAUUCAUGUCAUUAUUGUUGGUCAUUUUGUCCAUUAAGUUAUCGACGUGUAUCAACGCAUAAUUUUGCUUCUUGUAAUUAUUAUCAAUGUUCUAAUACGUUUCAUGUUACAUGUGGAUUGAUCAGUGGAUGUACAUUUCAAAUUCAUCGAGAUCAUUUAACUAUUGAUGCUCGUUGUCAUUUACAUGCAAAUAAAUCUUUGCCAAGUCCAUCUUCAUCGAAUGCUAAUAGUCGAUCAUCAACAAUAGAUGGAAUUGAUGAUAGAACACAAGAAUAUUAUGAAAGUUUAACAGAUGAAGGACAACCAAUGGAAGUAGACAAUACUAAUGUUGAUAAUAUAGUAGAAGAGAAUAAACGUGUACCUUCAGGUACACGAGUACUAAUAAAUGAUACAAAAGAACAGAAAAUUGGUCAAAUUAUAAGAAAUGAAAUCAGUUAUCAUUAUUCUGUUGAUUUUGGUGAUGAUACUUGUAGUCAUGAUAUGCUUGGUGAAGAUAUACUUGAUUGUGAUCCAUCAACAUUACUUAUCGGUGCCAAUAUUCGUCUUAAAUGGACUGAUGGUACAAUUUAUAAAUGUAAAUAUUUGGGUCGUAAACGAGUACUUUUAUAUCAUAUAAAAAUUCAUAAUGAAAUUCGACAAAUGCAACGAAAUGAAUUUUCAAUUGAUAAUCAACCACCGUCACCACCACCAACACCUUGUGAAACUGAAUGUGAAUUUGAUAGUAAUCGACCAUCGCCAUUUACGACAACAACAACAAUAACAACAACAACAAAACGACAAAAUCAACAAACAAAACCACAAACAAAACGAAAACGACGACGACUUAUUUUAUCAUCUUCUUCAUCAUCGGAUGAAUCUUAG
Adineta steineri is the source of this 984-nucleotide messenger RNA. NCBI's taxonomy places the organism in Eukaryota, Metazoa, Rotifera, Eurotatoria, Adinetida, Adinetidae. The record is from the annotation of a GenBank genome assembly.